Molecule: messenger RNA, 471 nt
Organism: Lycium barbarum (goji berry)
Lineage: Eukaryota; Viridiplantae; Streptophyta; Magnoliopsida; Solanales; Solanaceae
Exons: 1
Coding region: 1-471 (156 amino acids)
Source: RefSeq, a predicted model, not a curated record
AUGACUGAAAGUGAUGCUAACACCACCAAUCAACAAGAAACUGUAACAAGCACAACAGUUGAUGCUUCAAACCCCUUUUAUCUUCAUCCCUCUGAUUCUCCUGGUAUGCAGUUGGUAAACACUCUUUUUGAUGGAAAAAAUUAUGCGGGUUGGAGCAGGGGAAUAGUGACUGCAUUAUCAGCCAAAAACAAACAGGGUUUGAUUGAUGGAACUUUUGUUCAACCUGGACCCUCUUCUGAUCAGUACAAGCUUUGGUCAAGAUGCAAUGACAUGGUUAUCUCUUGGAUUCUCAACUCACUUUCCAAAGAAAUUGUUAAAUUUGUCUUGUAUUCAAAGACUGCAAAAGAGAUCUGGAAGGAAUUAUCAACCAAGUUUGGUCAAUGCAAUGGAGCACAAUUAUAUCAGCUUCAAAAGGAACUAAGUGAUGUUGUGCAGGAUCCAGUGACAUUAUUGGACAUUUCACAAAGGUAA